CUAAGGAUGAACGCGCUGCCCGUGAGAUUUCAUUUUUUUGCAAAGUAGAAUCUCUAUUUUUCGUUUUCGUCUGAGGUAAAUGCAAGAUUUUUUUUUUCUCGAAAAAUGAAAUUUCAACACCAGCGCGUUCUUCUUUAGAGCCUCCAUAAUCUCCUGUUAAAGUUUCAGGUAAUUCGGUACACCCUGUUAGGAGAACAGUUUCAUGAAGGAGUCCUCUUUGACGUCACUUUCACAUCCCCUUAAACGAGGUCACCGAAAGUUUCAUGAACUUUGAGGCCACUUUCAUAUCCCCUUAAGUUUCUUCAAUUUUCGGAUAUGUAAGAUCCGAAGUCCCGAUUCGUCUUUUUUUUUUUUUGAGGGAAUUCGCAGAGAUCGAACAUGCUGUCCAUGUCUUCUUUGGUCGGUCCUUGCUCCUUCGGGACACUGAGGUCCUUAGCGACUGGUCCUCUGGUUGUUCGGCUCGCCUUUGACUCCUCGGGCUCUGAAUCUGGACUGAACGGUGCUGUUGUUGACUGUUGUAGGGACUGAGGCGAAGGGCCACUGCUGAGACAUGGACAAUGUGCAAAUGAUCGGCACUAAAAUCACAGCGAUCAAGGAAUACUUAUAUAAUUUCGCAAGGACGCACUCCCCGACCAGACUGAUGAGCUCCGAAAACACUUACGCGCUCUCCAAGGAGCACUGCAAUCUCAAGUACGCGGACAUCCUGCCGCAGAAUGCCGAAGGACUCCCGGCAACCAGGGAAUUCCUGAUGAAGGUCGUCGACAUUCUCCUCGACUUCAUCAAAUCGACCAACGAUCGCAACGCCAAGGUCCUGGAUUUCCAUCAUCCUGCCGACAUGAUGAGGCUCCUGGACCUGGAGAUACCCGAUACAGGAGUGACUCUUCAGCAGCUGCUGAUCGACUGCUCGACCACCCUGAAGUACCAAGUGAAGACCGGCCACCCACACUUCUUCAACCAGCUGUCGUGUGGCCUGGAUCUAGUUUCGAUGGCUGGCGAGUGGCUGACGGCCACGGCGAACACGAACAUGUUCACCUACGAAAUCGCCCCCGUGUUCAUCCUGAUGGAGCACGUGGUCCUGGAGAGGAUGCGAGAGCUGAUCGGAUGGUCAGGGGGCGACUCCAUCCUGGCACCUGGGGGUUCCAUCAGCAAUCUCUACGCCUUUUUGGCAGCGAGACACAAGAUGUUCCCGAUGUACAAGGAACGUGGGUUGGCUGCUGUCGGUGGACAACUGGUCAUGUUCACGUCCGACCAGUGCCAUUAUUCCGUCAAGUCUUGCGCCUCCGUUUGCGGUCUGGGGACCGACAAUUGCGUGAUGGUACCGAGCGAUGAACGUGGUCGCAUCAUUCCUGAGAAACUGGAGGAGCUCAUCCUGGAGCGCAAGGCCAAGGGCCAUAUUCCAUUUUUCGUCAAUGCCACUGCCGGCACCACUGUCAUCGGGGCCUUCGAUCCGAUCCCAGAGAUCGCUGACAUCUGCCAAAAGUACAAACUGUGGCUUCACAUAGACGCGGCCUGGGGUGGCGGACUGCUUCUCUCGAGAAAAUACAGGCAUCCAAGACUGACCGGCAUGGAACGGGCCGACUCCGUGACCUGGAACCCCCACAAGCUCAUGGGCGCCCUGCUGCAAUGCUCCACGAUCCACUUCAAGGAAAACGGUCUGCUUAUCAGCUGCAACCAGAUGUCGGCCGAGUACUUGUUCAUGACGGAUAAACUUUAUGACGUGAAGUACGACACCGGGGAUAAGGUCAUACAGUGUGGCAGGCACAAUGACAUUUUUAAGCUGUGGCUGCAGUGGAGGGCCAAGGGCACGGAAGGCUUCGAGAAGCACAUGGAUCGCCUUAUGGAGCUCACCGAGUACAUGGUCAGGAGGAUCAAACAAAUGCCCGACAAGUAUUACUUGAUCCUUGAGCCGGAAUUGGUGAACGUCUGUUUCUGGUACCUACCGACGCGCGUUCGGAACAUGCCUCAUACUGCGGAGAGAGUGAAGAUCCUUGGAGAGAUCUGUCCCAUUCUGAAGGGACGGAUGAUGCAGGCCGGCACGUUAAUGGUCGGCUACCAACCCGACGACCGCAGGCCGAACUUCUUCAGGAACAUCAUCUCCAGCGCUGCCGUAACGGAAGCCGACGUCGACUUCCUCCUCGCGGAAAUGGACCGCCUUGGUCACGACCUUUAAACUGACGUCCCUGAAAGUAGGUAGCGUGCAGACA
Molecule: messenger RNA, 2204 nt
Organism: Orussus abietinus
Lineage: Eukaryota; Metazoa; Arthropoda; Insecta; Hymenoptera; Orussidae
Gene: Gad1
Product: glutamate decarboxylase
Exons: 10
Coding region: 551-2170 (539 amino acids)
Biological process (GO): carboxylic acid metabolic process
Cellular component (GO): cytoplasm
Molecular function (GO): pyridoxal phosphate binding; carboxy-lyase activity
Source: RefSeq, a predicted model, not a curated record